AUGCGUGUAUCAUUCAGAGUGUCAACAUUUAGCAAACAUCAUUCUCCAGCCAGUUACGAUAAUAUAUCUACCAUCAUUUCGAAAGUUUUAGGCGUUAAUUUCAGUGCAACAGCAAUAAGAAGAUAUUUCCCACGAGUAUCGAGGAAUCAAUUGGAAAGGAACGUUGGAAAAGAAAAUGGGCUGGUUCGGUGGUCUUUUUUUAAGAAAGAAACGGAUGAGUUCCUGAGAACGGCGACGGAAAUCUUAGACAGGAGCUUGAAAAAUCAGUCGCAUCUAACCGAGGCGAACACAUAUCUCUUGAGUGAAAAUUUGAUAAAGAUCUGUCAUCAAAGCGUUGCAAGAAACCAAGACGUCGAAAUUUGUCAUGAUGCAACUUUUCCUGUGCAAUUUCGCGUGUUUACUGAAACCCAUUCACCGUACUUGUCCAACUGGACACCUUGGUAUGAUUCCAAGCACAAGAGCAUUCAUUUGUAUUCGUUUAAACGGACGCCAGGUUACGCUGAUAAAGAAAUUAUUAUACAUGAAGAUGGUAAGUGGAAUUUUCGUUCUGAGGGGCAUAACAGAAACACGACUGGUAUUAAUGCUUUUGUUGGUUUGCCUGAACAAUUACUUCGUAUGAAAUCACUGGUAAAAUUACUAGAAAUAACUGACAAAUGCAAAAUGUGCAACGGUUGCGGAAACUCGGAAGAAUAUGAAAAUCUAAGUUCUGAAACAAGCAUAUUUAAGAAAAAAGAUGGUAGAGAAGGCGUACUACACGAAAAUAACCUACUACGAUCAGCUGAUUGCAGCAUUCUCUUAAAACAUGAUGAACCCGACAAGUGUCCAUCCUGUAAAAAUUGCAACCAUUACUUGCGAACAGUUAUGUCCCGGAAGAAAAAUGCCGAUAAAAAUUCGUCUAAAUCAACACGAUUCGAUUACAGAAGUAAGGAGGAACUUAUUGUUACAGCACGAGAUUCGAGUAAGACUAUUAAAAAACUCAAAGAGAAGCUGAAAAGAUCUGACGAAUCAAAGAAUCAAAUUGAUGUUGGUCCAAAAUCCGACACUGAUUUAAAGCAAAUCUUCAACGACCUAUAUCUCGGAGUUUCCAAAACGAAAGAACGAGUAAAUCACCUUUUAUGCGAAUGGAAAGAUUGUAGUAAUAACUCUAAAUUUGACAAUGUUGAAUUGCUGUACACUCAUUGUAAGGAACAUAUAGAGCGUGUUGACACUCGAAAUAUUGCUCCAGUUGAUAGAGUUUAUUGUUGUAGAUGGAAUGGCUGUUCUAAAAGUUACACCAAACUAAAGUUACUCGAGAAUCAUAUUAGAGAGCAUACCGGAAGACUCAACAACGACAUUUUAGAAGUACUUUUAAGUGAUCAAGCAAAAGCUUUGAAUACGAGUUCCAGACAAAUGCGGUGGAACCCCCUAGUUAUAAAGUGGUGUCUGCGAAUAUAUAUCAAGUCCCAUGGAUUGUAUGAAGAUUUGAGGAAUUCUGGUGGCUUGAAACUUCCCAGUGGACGGUUACUGUCUGAUUAUAAAAACUUUGAUUCACCAGAUUCUGGAUGGAAAACAAGCCAUUUACAGAAUAUGAAAACACAAUUUAAGAAAAUGAAGCCCCCAAAACACGCAAAACUUGGUGGACUGAUAUUCGACGAAGUAAAAAUAAAAGAAGGUCUUGUGUUUGAUUGCAAAAACUGGGAACUAAUUGGUUUCACUGAUUUACAAGGUGACGGAAUAUCGGACGAAAAGACAUGUGCAGAAAAACCAACUGAUAACCUAGCAACACAUGUACUACAAAUUUUCUUUCGAAGUCUGUUUUUCAAAUUUGAUUACCCUUGUGCCUUUUUCCUUACCAAAGAGACGACGGCUUUACAGUUAAACAGAAUAUUCUGGUUGGGGGUAAGCAUGCUGCACAUUUUUGAAUUCGAGAUUAUAUUUUGCUGUUGUGACGGUGCUUCAUCUAACCGAUCAUUCAUUAUGCUAAACAUAGAUGACAAAAGUUCAAGCUACUGCCAAAAUAAAUUUUCUGGAAUGCCUUUAUUCUUCUUUUCCGAUCCCCAUCAUCUGAUAAAGAAACUUAGAAACAACAUGCAUUCCAGUGGCUUUAAAGAAAAUCAUCCUCGAUAUACACGAACGCUUUUUAAUGAAGACCAAUACAUUCUAUGGGAUCAAAUAUAUGCAGUAUAUACAAGGGAGAAGAAAAGGCAUUUAUACGUGACGGACUUGAGAAAAUCUCGUGUUGCAAUAGAUUCUUUCAGCAAGAUGCGCGUGAAACUUGCGGUUCAAACUCUCUCGUCGAAAGUUGCUGAAGAGAUGGAGGCUAGUGAGCGUCAAGCGACAGAGCAGACAUGUCGCUAUAUUCGAAAUUGUGAAACGUUUUGGAAUGUUUUCAACAGUCCCAAACCACUGAAGAACCUAGAUGACAUCAGAAUAGCAAAACUUGACAGUGUUGUCAAAUUUUUUGAAGAUUGGAAGAUCUGGCUUUCGAAAAAGUUUGAAACAAAAGAAGAACAGUCACGGCAUUUUAUCUCAUGGCAAACUAAAUUUGACCUUCACGUAAGUGCAUAAACAUAUUCUAAAAGCUUAUUCUUGGUUCGAUCUAAGGCCCCGUUUAGAUAAGACCGGAAUGAAGUCAAACUGGGACCAUUUCGUUUCGGUCAUAGUAUAAUUUAUAAAGCCUGGUUUCCAUUUGGUCGUUAGUUGUCGCUGGCACGACAAGCGGUAGACGUGAAAUAGUCUAAUAUAAUAAUAGUCUGUUUGUGUGUUAUAUGCAAAUCAGUCUUAAUGAUUGCAGAGUUUUAUAAAGUUUUAAGUUGACACUCUAUUACAUCAGCCACUUGUCGUGCCAGCGACAACUAACGACCAAAUGGAAACUAGGCUUAACAGAUGUUUACAUGAGACCGGGUCGAAAAUAACUCAGACUGGUCUCAAGUCAUUCCUCCUGCUGGACCGACCCAACUGACUUCAGACCGGCAUGAAUUCAGAACGAGAUGAAUGUAAACACGAAUACAUUUCAAACCGGUCUCGGCUAUAACCUUGACAUUGGAACAACACAUGCUAACAAAAGCCAUCUGAAAAAGAAAAUUGCUUGGCAAGGGAAGUAAAUUGAAAAUUUUGUGAUUUUUGUACCGGUCUCAUGUAAACAUGUUGACAAUUCCAAUUUUCAUUCCGGUUUCACUUCAUCCCGGUCUCAUGUAAAUGGGGCCUAAGUAUGACCAAGGGCAGUGUUUUAUAGCGCCCUGGUAUGACCAUACAUAAAAUGCGUAUGCAUAUCUUAUUAUAUUUCUGAUAAGAAUGAUUUGUUCUCUUUUAUAUGUAUAGAUAACAGUCAACGCUUUAAAGGAGCUACUCAACUACUUGAAAAAUGAUGAUUUUGUUCGUGAAUACGGUGACCAAUUGUACAUCAAUUUGAGCAAGAUAAACCAAGAUUUUGUCGAAUCGUAUUUUUCAUGUCAACGACAAAUGUGUGGCGGCACACAAAACAUGACAGCAUAUGUUUACGGGUACAAUGUCAACAGCCUCAAAUGCCUUCGCUCAUCCAGAUUACUGAUGAAGAAACAAACGAACGUGUACGAAGUCCAGGAAUCACUCUCUUACUUCAAAGAAGAGGAAAGUCCACCCAGGAGAAAAGCUAAUGAUUCAAUUUGGGAAACUGUCCCUUGGUUUGUGGAGAUUUAA
This is a messenger RNA of Paramuricea clavata, 3657 nucleotides long. NCBI's taxonomy places the organism in Eukaryota, Metazoa, Cnidaria, Anthozoa, Malacalcyonacea, Plexauridae. The record is from the annotation of a GenBank genome assembly.